UAAACCUAUUUUACGAGUAUUAAUAAAAAUAUAGCUUAUUAUGAUAAAUAUUUAAUAUGGACAUGUCUUGGUUUAUUAAUAAACUUAAAUAAUGAUAAAGGUGAAAGGAAUGGUGUUGUGAGCCAUUGUGCCAUUGAUACGGAUAGGUGGAGAAAAUGUCAAAGUUCAUUUUGAAUAGUAUUCGAUUUGUGAUAAAAUAAAUGUUUUAAUAAUAAAGGUGUGCUAUGAAAUGGAAUAUUGUGAUGUGUGAAAAUGUGUACCUAUUUUUUAUAAUAAAUCUCAAGAUUAAUUUUUCAAAUAACUGAUCCAAACAGCGAACAAGAUGUUAAUCAAAGAAUACAGAAUUCCUUUGCCUCUCACUGUAGAAGAGUAUCGCAUAGCUCAGCUUUAUAUGAUAGCAAAGAAAAGUAAAGAAGAAAGCACAGGGGAAGGUAGUGGGGUGGAAAUAAUUGUAAAUGAGCCAUAUGAAAAUGGACCUGGAGGAAAAGGUCAGUAUACUCAAAAAAUCUAUCAUGUGGGUAGCCAUUUGCCAGGGUGGUUUAAAAGUCUACUUCCUAAAUCGGCUUUGACAGUAUCUGAAGAAGCAUGGAAUGCCUAUCCUUAUACUAAAACUAGAUACACCUGUCCAUUUGUUGAAAAGUUUUCCCUAGAAAUUGAAACAUAUUAUUUUCCUGAUAAUGGCCAUCAAGAUAAUGUCUUCAAAUUAACAGGGAGUGAUUUAAAAAAUAGAAUUGUUGAUGUUAUAGAUGUUGUUAAAGAUCAGCUCUAUGGUACUGAUUAUGUAAAAGAAGAAGAUCCAAAACUUUUUGUUUCACAAAAAUGUAACAGAGGCCCAUUGUCUGACUCUUGGCUGGAAGAGUAUUGGAAAGAAGUGCAAGGAAAAUCACAACCCUUGCCCAAUGGCAAGUCCCUUAUGUGUGCUUAUAAACUGUGUAGAGUUGAAUUUCGCUACUGGGGAAUGCAAACUAAAUUGGAGAAAUUUAUUCACGAUGUGGCAUUAAGAAAAACAAUGUUGCGAGCACACAGGCAAGCUUGGGCUUGGCAAGAUGAGUGGCAUGGUCUUACAAUGGAAGAUAUUCGAGAAAUUGAAAGACAGACUCAGUUAGCAUUGCAAAAGAAAAUGGCAGGUGAAGUUGGUGAUGAAACUGAUUUGUCUGAAGAAAAUUCUAAAUCUUUGGCAGCUACUAUGUGCAGUCUUGAGAAAAAUGAAGAUUCAGCAAGUCCAGUUACAACCAAGAAAAGUAGUAUUGAAAAGAGAGUACAAAAGCAGUUAAGUCCGGAAAAUUCUCCUCCAUCAGAGCCUAAGUCUUAUAAAUCAAAUCUCAGAUCCUCUUCUUCAGGUUCACUUAAAAGCUUACAGACUCAAGUUGCCAGCUGGAGAAUGGAGACCUUAGUGCGAGAAUCUGAAACUGAGACUGGUUCGGAAGAUGAAUUUUAUGACUGUGAGUCGUCAUUUAAUCGAUGGUCAUCAAUGUGCUCUUUAGAUGAAGCUGAAAUUGAUAUAUCUCCAACUCAAGGGGAUAGUAAUGAAGAGGAUAGUAUUUUCAAUCCAUCAUUUUUGAAACGAGUUACUUCUGAAAGGGGAUCUCGUCGAAUUCCAAACUUACACAGUCGCCAGAGCUUAGAUGGCUGUCCUGAAACUCCUGUUCAUAGUUCCUGCCCAACAACUGUUUUAAUUCUUGUGUUUCAUGCAGGUAGUGUCCUUGAUGCAAAUAUUGAUAUGACUGCCAAAAAAUCUGAUGUUACAACAUUUAAAGGAGCUUUUGAAUCUGUCAUGCGACAACACUAUCCAUCAUUAGUUGGUCAUAUUACUAUAAAAUUAGUGCCAUGCCCAUCUAUUUGUACAGAAGCCCUUGGAGUUUUAUCAACUUUGAGUCCAUAUAGUUUUGAUUGUUCACCAUCUACAAUUGAAACUCCUUCACUCACAAACGAUCUUAUUCCUAUCGGCGCUAUACCUUUGAUUGCAACAUCUUCUCCAGAAUAUUGUGAAUAUGUUAGCAAAACAAUUAUAUCAGCCAACCUUGUUUACAAUGAAUUUAUAAAAUCAGAUGAUGGAAAAGGAUUCAAUGGUCAAGUGUGUAUUGUAGGUGAUAGCAUGGGCUCAGUACUAGCGUUUGAUGCAAUGUUUCGUACCCUACAGUACCAGUCACGACAUGAUAGUGAAAAUAGUAUACUCGACACUGAAAUAACUAUUCCAAGUGAGCCAACUGAAAAUUAUUUAAAUAAAUCACACCUGCAGGCUCCUACACCUAGACGACGAUCCUCUACUGCUAGUGAUAACCAAACAAAAUUAGAAUUUGAAGUCAGUGAAUUCUUCACUUUUGGUAGUCCGCUUUCACUCAUUCUUGCUUCAAGAAAAAUAUCUGAUGACAAAUUCAAAGACAUAAGGAAGCCACCUGUUCAACAAGUUUUCAAUUUAUUUCAUCCUACCGACCCUGUCGCUUCUAGAUUAGAGCCUCUGUUGUCAGCAAGAUUUACAAAUCUACCGCCGAUAAAUAUUGCUAGAUAUGCUAAAUACCCACUAGGAAAUGGGCAGCCAUAUCAUUUAAUUGAAUUAAUACAAAGUCAUCCAACAUUAUUUGGAGAUCAUUUGCAAAUGCCACCUACUCCUGUUUUAAGAAGACUUUCGGAGGCAUCUGUUCAAAGCACUGUAAGUGGGAUGGUUGACAAUAUUCCAUUAAUAACUAUGAAUGCUCUUCAGCAAAAGUGGUGGGGCACAAAACGACUUGAUUAUGCCCUUUAUUGCCCAGAAGGCUUAGCUAACUUUCCUACGAAUGCACUACCACAUUUAUUCCAUGCCAGUUAUUGGGAAAGUUCUGACGUCAUAGCUUUUAUUUUAAGACAAGUAGGUCAUUUUGAUUUAGCAUUAUAUAAUCAAACAGAAGACAAAGAUAGUUCAAUGUUUAAACCUGGCCAAGAUAAAGAAAAAUGGAUAAGAAAGAGAACGUCAGUGAAAUUAAAGAACGUCGCUGCAAAUCACAGAGCCAAUGACAUUAUUGUAAGAGAAGGAUGUCCGCAAACAUUUACAGCCAGAUUUAUGUAUGGGCCUCUUGAUAUGAUCACUUUAACUGGUGAAAAAGUUGACAUUCAUAUGAUAAAAGAUCCCCCAGCAGGUGAGUGGAUCUUAUUGUCUACAGAAGUGACUGACAAGACGGGAAGAAUUAUCUACACACUAUCAGAAAAACAAAGUGUAGGCUGUGGUGUCUAUCCAGUAAGGGCUGUUGUCAGAGGGGAUCACACGAGUUGUAACUUUCACCUAGCUGUUGUACCUCCGGAGACUGAAUGCGUAGUCUUUAGUAUUGAUGGUUCCUUCACAGCUAGCGUAUCUGUUACCGGUCGAGAUCCGAAAGUAAGAGCCGGGGCUGUAGACGUGGUACGUUUUUGGCAAGAUCUAGGCUACCUUAUCCUUUACAUAACAGGCAGACCAGACAUGCAACAAAGAAAGGUAGUGUCAUGGUUAGCUGAGCAUAAUUUUCCUCAUGGUUUAGUAUUUUUUUCGGAUGGAUUUUCGACCGAUCCUUUGGGUCACAAAGCUGCUCAUUUAAAUAAUUUAAUAACAGAGCACGGGGUUAUCCUACACGCUGCUUAUGGCUCAGGAAAGGAUAUAAGUGUUUACAAUAAUUGUGGAUUAUCUCCGAAGCAGAUAUAUGCUAUUGGAAAAAUAAGUAAAAGGUAUAGUAAUUUAGCUACAACUUUAAAUGACGGAUAUGCGUCCCAUUUGGCUGAUCUGAAAUCACCAGGCGCGGUUCGACCUGCUAGAGGCAAUGCACGCCUUCUCGUACCACGUCGACUCUUAGCACCAGUUAGCAGCUCUGCAGCAUCACGUAAUCGCCGUUAAAUGUUUGAUGAUACUUCCUAAGUUUUUACAUGGAUAGAUAAAUAAUACUUAAAUGCUUAGGCAAUUUCAUGAAAAUCAGUUAGGUGUUAGUAUAAGAAUAUUUAUUGCUGUCAAAAUAUUAAAAGUUACAUUUUUAUCCCAGUCGGUGAAAUCUAUUAUACUAAAAGAAUUAAAGUUAUAUUUUCAUUACAAAUAAUUCGUGUACGUACCUAUUUGAAGUUGAAAUAAUAUUAUGAAAACUAAAAGAUGUAAAUGAUGUUUAAAUCGUAAAUAGUUUAAAUAAGUCUAUUGUCACUGUGUACCUUACUAAUUUAUUAUUAAUGUACUAUUGUCUAUAAUCAAAUUAUAUUAUUAACUAGACACGAUUACCUAAUAAUAAGCUAAUCGUUUAUAUGUGGUAGGCGUAUACUGUUAAUCCACUUGUAAGGCUGGGAAUCUCUUCUUUCGAUUUAAUCAAAAAUCUAGUCUCUUUACGUAACAUUUUAACAAAUUGUAACUAGGUCAGGGCUUACUAAUACAUGCUUUUAACCGUCUUAAAUUAUAUGCAAAUAUUACUGACUGCUUUCCAUGUUAGAAAAAAUAUUAAGUGUACCUAGCACAAUGAGUGCAUUGUAUUUUGGUCAUUCCAAAAAUAACCUUACGAUUUAUUUUAAAAUACUUUAAUAUGACAACUGUAAAUAUGUAUUAGUAUGUUUGACCUAAUAAUGUUAUCUCUACUUGUAAAAUAAAAUGGUUUUGAACCUUCAGUAAAAAUCUAGCAAUUUGCUUGUGAUUUGAUGAUCUUAUGCCACGUAUUGUACUCAGUAUUUAUAAUGUAAUGGUAGUUUAACUAAAAAGUAUUGAUCUUUAUUUCUUGAAUUUUUGAAAUUUUAUUAUUUUAUGUAAGUUAGUAUUUAGUUAAUAAACAUAAGUUGUCACAAUUGAUAUUAUAUACUA
This is a messenger RNA of Maniola jurtina (meadow brown), 4774 nucleotides long. It is a transcript of the gene rdgB, whose product is annotated as protein retinal degeneration B. Lineage: Eukaryota; Metazoa; Arthropoda; Insecta; Lepidoptera; Nymphalidae. Gene Ontology annotation, molecular function: phosphatidylinositol transfer activity; phosphatidylcholine intramembrane carrier activity; metal ion binding. Bases 323 to 3838 code for a protein of 1171 amino acids. The record is from RefSeq and is a predicted model, not a curated record. Gene Ontology annotation, cellular component: cytoplasm. The transcript has 2 exons. Gene Ontology annotation, biological process: phospholipid transport.